This is a messenger RNA of Ipomoea triloba (trilobed morning glory), 1736 nucleotides long. Its product is annotated as F-box/kelch-repeat protein At5g15710-like. Gene Ontology annotation, molecular function: protein binding. Lineage: Eukaryota; Viridiplantae; Streptophyta; Magnoliopsida; Solanales; Convolvulaceae. The transcript has a single exon. The record is from RefSeq and is a predicted model, not a curated record. Bases 250 to 1332 code for a protein of 360 amino acids.
AAAUCUAAUCUGAGGGUCACAUGUUAUGCAAGUUACAUUUCGGCUGAUGUGGGUCACACUUCCCUAGGACAAAUCAUUAUUCAUCAUUCAUCCCAUCAACAAUUAUUGUCAACUUGCAGCCUGCAACAAAAUUCUGUUGCAUUGCAACUCCAACGUUGUAUUCUCAAUUCUUAAACUUAAACUAUGCUGCUGCUAAGCUAAUUAAAAACCUUAGACCACCACCAUUGAUGUUUUCUCAAUUCUGGUGAUAUGUGGAGCACCCUUCCUUCUGAUCCCCUAUCUGUCAUCUUCUCUUAUCUCUCCCCGGAUUGUUUAGCCCGGGCCAAGUCCGUCUGCAAGAACUGGUGCGCCUGUGCCAACUCUGCCGCUGCAGCCCCGCCACCAGAGGGGCGGCAGACUCAGCCGCCAUGGUUCAUUGCUUUGCCCACGCGCUUCCAGAAGCUCGUCUGUUACGCUCAUAACCCACUCCAUAACUACUGGCACACAUUACCGCUGGAUUUCAUUUCAUAUCCAUUUCGCCCUGUGGCUUCCCCUGGGGGAGGUCUAGUGCUACUACGCCUUGCUAGUAGCACCACCCUUCAGCUAGCCAUCUGCAAUCCUUUCACCAGACAGCUCCGCCACCUUCCCAUGCUAAACACCGCAAGAACUAACCCUGCAGUCGGGGUGAUAGAGUCCCCCAAUUCGAGCUAUAGAAUCUACGUGGCCGGAGGGAUGUCGGAGGCAGCAUCAUACGUUCCAACGUUGGAGAUGUACGAAUCGGGUGGCGACAAGUGGAGGGUGAUUGGAGCAAUGCCAGUGGAAUACGCUGUGAGGCUGACAGUGUGGACUGCGAAUGAGAGUGUGCAUAGCAAUGGAGUUCUGUACUGGAUCACUUCAGCCCGGGCCUAUAGCAUAAUGGGAUUUGAAGUUGAGACUAAAAAAUGGAGACAGUUGAGUGUACCAAUGGGUGACAGGCUUGAAUUUGCAGCAUUAUUGGUGACAAGAAAGGGACAGCUGAGAGUUGUGGGGGGUGGGGGAGGGGUAUGGGUGUGGGAGCUUGGGGAAGAUGAUAAGUGGAGUGUGAUUGAGACAGUGCCAUUGGAGUUGGGAAUGAGAUUGUUGGGAGGGAAUGGAAGUUGGGGAAAUGUUAAGUGUGUAGGGGGGAUUGAUGGGGGGGCAGUUUAUUUGUAUAGGGACGUGGGAGAAGGAAUGGUGGUUUGGAGGGGAUGUGUGGAGAAUGGUGGAUGGCAAUGGUGUUGGGUUGAAGGGUGUAGUUCAGUAAGGGAAAACCAGUUGCACAACUUCCCCAUCAAAGGGCUAUUAUUGCAUCCCAAUCUCGGCCUUUGUGCAUAAACACCGUCGAGAGUUCAAACUUGUGUGUAAGCAGCAAUGUCUUUAGGAGAGCUGCUCUAAAUGAGAUCCGACUGAAUCUUGAUUGGAUUAGUCUCAACUCGCAGGAUGUGAAUACCUGCGUAGUACAGCAAAAAGAAAAGCCAGAAUAACCUCAAAACUAUAUAUUUGUUGUAAUAAUAACAUGAGUGAGAUUUUGUUUUAGAUUCCCGAUACGAGUAUCUUACCAUUUACAAGUUACAUUCCUUGUUGCAAAACCUCCCCAUCAAAGGGCUAUUGUUGCAUCCCAAUCUCGACCUUUGUACAUAAACCGUCGAGAGUUAAAACUUGUAUUGUAAAAGCAAGAAUGUAUUUAGGAGAGCUAUUCUAAAUGAGAUCUGACUGAGUUCUGAUUGGAGUAGUCUCAA